Messenger RNA from Cuscuta epithymum, 1933 nucleotides. The record is from the annotation of a GenBank genome assembly. Lineage: Eukaryota; Viridiplantae; Streptophyta; Magnoliopsida; Solanales; Convolvulaceae.
CCCGAGGAAAACUUAACCCACGAUAUAUAGGUCCAUUCAGAAUUAUAGAGAGGAUUGGGGCCGUUGCAUAUCGUCUACAGUUGACUCCUGAGUUAGAGAAGAUACAUAAUGUGUUUCAUGUAUCCAUGCUUAAGAAGUAUGUGCAUGAUCCCUCUCACGUACUAGAGAAGCCACCUGUAGAGGUACGUGAGGAUUUGAACUACGCUGUUCAACCUAUCAAGGUCACCGAUAGAAAGGUGAAGAAGCUGAGGAGCAAAGAAGUCCCAAUGGUUAAAGUCCUGUGGAAGAGCGAUCGGGUCGAGGAAGAGACAUGGGAAACAGAGGCUUUGAUGAGGAAGCAGUAUGCUUUCCUAUUCGAGUAGAGCUGUGAAUUUCGGGGACGAAAUUCCUGUUAAGGGGGGGUGAACUUGUGACACCGCACCCGAACGUCCUUGAAAAUUCGAUUUAAAAAUUCAAAAGUGAUGUAUUGAAUUUCCAAUUUCAAAACAAUGGGAGAAACGAUUAAUAUUUUACGAAGUACAUGAUUGAAUAUUGUAUUGUUCAAACCCGCAUUCUUUUGUAAUUUUCAUCGUGUAAAUUAGGAUGAGUACAAAAAGACAUCUUUGACAAAGAUAAAACAAUAGGACCCAUCUUCCCAUUUUUUGGAAGUAUUGGUAGAUAUUUUGGACCCCAAAUUUAAUGGGAUCAAUUGGGAACCACUCCACAUGGUAUUAGUACCUGCAAAACAAAUAAAAAUGGGUUAGGAGACUUACCUUGGCCGGCCAUUAUGGAGAAGAGCUGCACAUGACUUGAUAAGAAUCAAAGUUGGGGCCACCACUCUUAUUUUCGCACAAAUUGGUGUGCUGUUUGUCUCCUCUCAUUAUAGGAGCUAUCCUCAACCAAAUAACGUGUAUGAGGUGUCCUUGGAUAGCCUUUGAAGUCUAUUAUCUCAAUUGAGUGGUCUUUGUUCGAGGAGAGAAGGCUUAUCUUGCAAAAAUCGAGCUGGAACGAGCAAAGGUCUGUGAACUCGAGCUGUGAGAGUGCUGAGACUGUUUGGUCGAUAUCUCGAGUUUUACAAGUCCAAUUAAGGCGUGUGAGAUACCCACAGAAAGCUCUCAAGACGAGGAAUCCGUGAAGGUCUGGUUUGCAGGAAUCGGAGUUGUGGAAGGCUUCCAAAUCGUCCGAGCAAAACACAACCUCGCAGGAGAGGAUUUAAUCUUCUAAAGAAUCGAGUUAGCCGGAAAACACCCGUUCUAGGGGCUGUUUUCGUAUCAACGAUUAAGGGUUGAACUAGCACUUUGAGGAGGCUGUUUAACACUCAUAUUUGAGCAAGGAAUCAGUCCCAAAUCCACCUUGACCAAAGAUUUGACCAUUGGACCAAGAAGGGAAAGUUUAAAGCUCAAUUGAGGUUGAGGCUAGAGCUUGCUUCCUGUGCUCGUUGAUCGAGUGAUUCCUUGGAGAGAAGACUUGGUUCGUGCUUCCUCCAUUCUGUUUUUAAAUAAUAUUAAACUUGCUCAUGGAUAUUUUGCUUUAGAGCCUGCGUGCUCAUGUUUGCCCUGUGUGGCCCUUUUGUUUUAAACAAUGUUUUCCGCUGCGUAUUCAAUUGUUUAUUAUGUAUGUUUAUGGAUGACUUACGUGUGAAUGAUAUUCAUGACGCCUUGUAUAAUAUGAAUGUGUCGGACUGCGGUUGACUAUUCGUAUUGUACGGCGGGUUGUUGACGUGUCCGGGAAGGUCCGGGGCGUGACAUUGUAUGGUAGUCCUAAAUACACAGAUGUGACAGUAUUGGGACAUUGUGGGUCCCAAUGUUAGAAUAUAUGUUAAAGAUAUUCUAUUCAUUAUGUAUAUAUUUAGUUACCUUGUUUAUAGCCAUUUCAUUUAUUGUAUAUAUUUGUUUCCUUGUUAAUCUCUUUGUAAACGUGUAUUUAAGCACCAUUUUGAUAAUGAGAAAGCACG